This is a messenger RNA of Paraglomus occultum, 510 nucleotides long. The record is from the annotation of a GenBank genome assembly. Lineage: Eukaryota; Fungi; Glomeromycota; Glomeromycetes; Paraglomerales; Paraglomeraceae.
AUGAAAAAAGAGGAAUUUAUUCGUCUUAACAAAGAAUUGAUAAAAAAUAAUAGUAAAUUGCUGGCUAAUCCUCGCAACGCCGCCUCAGGAAGUUUACGAACGCUGGUUCCUUUGCAGAAUAGAAAUUUACAUUUUUUUGCCUACCAACUAUUUUUUGACAACGAUAGAAACAGCACUUAUCAAUCAUUCAAUAGUCAACUUGAAUGCUUACAAAAAUUAGAAGAAUUAGGGUUUGCUGUUAGCCCUGAUUAUCGCUCAUUUACUGGCAUUCAGGAAGUUAAAAAAUUUGUCGAAAAACAAGAAAGCAAGAGGGAUGGUCUAGAUUUUGAAAGCGAUGGUGUGGUGAUAAAAGUAAACGACCAUUCUUAUUACGAAAAACUAGAACCAGUGGUUUUAGUGGGAAGCAGGAUUAACAAAGCCACUCUUCACAAUUACGCUUUUAUUCGCAACCGGGCAUUAAAUAUUGGCGAUGAAGUAGUAAUUAAAAAAGCUGGGGAUGUCAUUCCCCAA